Messenger RNA from Pleurotus ostreatus (oyster mushroom), 897 nucleotides. RefSeq lists its product as uncharacterized. The record is from RefSeq and is a predicted model, not a curated record. The transcript has 5 exons. The coding region runs from base 1 to 897 and encodes 298 amino acids. Lineage: Eukaryota; Fungi; Basidiomycota; Agaricomycetes; Agaricales; Pleurotaceae.
AUGCCCGGACAUAUUUCGUCACCUAACCCUGGGUCAGGGAGCGACGGUUGCUUUGCUACGCUCAGCGACAUUCUCGACGAAGAAGGGGGUGUGGAGGGACGGCGGGACAAGAAAAGUUGUUGCGUCCACUUUGGAGGAGGUCGGCGGAAUAAGCUGCCUAUUCCGUCGGAUAAUAUAGAUAGGACAAGGGGUGCUUUCCCCAGAAUAUACAUCGAAGCCAUCCGCAUCCGCCUCAGAUAUCGUAAGGGCACACGGGAAUACGAAGAGCGUCAAUACAUCAAAGAAACCUUCGCUCUCAAAGUGAACGAUGCACCACGGGACACCGUUAGUUGGUCUUGGGGGGAUUUGGACUGGUGCUUACAAUCUCACAUAGGACUCCGCACCGGCAGCAGAAUUUCGCUUGAGACAUGUUCAGAUUCAGAGGUCUUGGCCGCAGUGUCCUUCGAGGAUAUCCACAAACUCGCCAACGAUCUGCUGCGAGACGCGCCGUGGAUGGCCAGCCCAUUAACGGUAGAUUUCCAGGAGCGACACGUCCUCGCAACGAUCACUUUAUCUUUCUCAGUCGAGCUUCAGGCGCCUCAGACUCCGACUUCCUUCCUCCCGUCAAUGCCCGUUAACCUCGACAAAACGUUAUCCUCGGAACCACCGACCGGGGUACAUCGCAUGGGAUACGGUGGGGCGUAUGGGGGAUAUGGGGGAGGAUAUGCAGGCUCUUCUUAUGACGGAAGGCCUUCUGAGUAUCCCGCCGGAAUUGUUCCUUACGCAUCGAACUCUCCUUACGACUUCGACUCGACACCUGCGAAAGGGACCCCCUACGACUUUUGCAAUGCAGCACCUGUGGAUACCGGGAAGAUUCUCUAUAGCGUCGUAGGGACCAAGCGGCCGAAGCCGCGAUGA